AUGAGCAAAUUGUCUAAUAAAGAAAUAAAUGGUUAUAAAUUAAUUAAAUUGAUUGGAAAGGGAGCUUUUGGCUAUAUUUAUUAAGGAAAUAUUCUAAAAACAAAAGAAGUCGUAGCAAUUAAGGUGGUAGAAAUAGAAAGAUUUAAAGAAUGUGAUGGACUUUUAGGUAAACUAGUCUUAUCAGAGUAAGACGCAUUAAAAAAGGUGAAAAGCUAGUAUGUAGUAGGGUUUAUUGAUUGUUUUUAAGACAAUUCAUAUAACUAUUUAGUUAUGGAAUAUUGCGAUUCUGGAGAUCUAGAAUAAUAAAUUAAAGAUCCGAAGACUUUUUUAACAGAACAAGAUGCUAUAGGGAUCCUCCGAUAGAUUCUUUAAGGAUUAAGAGACAUGCAUGCAGCUCUUAUUAUUCACAGAGACCUGAAAUUAGCCAAUAUUUUGAUCCAUAAUCAUUCGAUCUAUAAAAUUGCAGAUCUUGGAUUUAGUAAGAUAUUGCAAAAUGAAACUGAUUUAUCUUGUUUAUAACUUGGAUCUCUAUAUACUAUGGCUCCAGAAAUUUACAAUUAAAAUUCCUACGGCUUAUCAUCUGAUAUGUUUUCAGUUGGUGUUAUUUUUUAUUAAAUCCUAUUUGGAAGGUUUCCAUUUAGUCAAAACGACUACGAAUUAGAAACUUAGCCAUUAAUUAACUUUACAAGGAACAAAAUUCCUGUUUCAGAGGCCUCAAAAGAUCUAAUUACAAAAAUGCUGUAAUUUGAUCCACAGAAGCGAAUUAAGUUUGAGGAAAUAGCUAAACAUAAGGUGUUUGAGAAACAGAUGUUUAAUUAAAUCAGUAGGAUUUAACUUCAGAGUUCCAAAGUUAGGAUAGAGGAACAUUCUCAAUUCUAUCAAAAGGAAGGGAAAAAAAUUGAAAAAGAAAAUCAGUAAGAGAUCCAAGCAACAAAAGAACGUUUGAUGUCUUUCAAAAAACCGUAAGAAGCAGGUCAAAAUUUGUAAUAAUAAUAACUCUAGUCUAUUUCGAACUAAAUAAUUGAUAUUAAUCUUAUUAGUGGGGAAAUUAGUUUACCAGUAAAUUCAUAGAAAAAAAAUGAAAUGAAUUAGAAAAUAAAUCAUUUUAACAAAACUAUGAAUGAUAUAUACUACUUUUCUAAUACUAUUUAAGAGGUCUUUUAAAUUCAAAUGAGGGCUCAUUAUGCAGCUAUAAUUUUAUGUUAUUAGGUUAAAAUAAUGACUUCUAAAAUCCAAGAAUAAAUGUAAGAUUAAAUUUAAAUUCACAAAGGUGAUAUUGAUUUGGAAUUUGAUUUAACUCAAUUAAAGUAAAUAUUAGAAUUAGCAGAAUAAUUAUACAUGGUUAUAGAUUUUUAACUAUAGGACAUUGCUUAAUAAUAGAUUUAAUCUGGAGAUAUAAGAAUUCAAGAGAUGCUAAAAAAUCAAAUAAGUAAAAAAUAGUUAAAUGAUAAUCUCUAUAAUGAAAUUAAUGCACUCAUUACAAAAGAAAAUAAUUAAAUCACAUAUGUUUUAUACCAUAUGAUUAAGUGCUGCUAAUACUGCUUUAUGUUAAACCAGCAGUACAAGGAAAUCGAAUUAGAUAUCAACAACUUUGAUAUAAAAAAGUCUAAGUAAAUACACCCUAAUUAAAACGAUAUUAAACUUGACUUUAAAAAAAUAUAAGAGUAUGAUUAAUAAAUAUAAUGA
Paramecium tetraurelia is the source of this 1686-nucleotide messenger RNA. RefSeq lists its product as uncharacterized. NCBI's taxonomy places the organism in Eukaryota, Ciliophora, Oligohymenophorea, Peniculida, Parameciidae. The record is from RefSeq and is a predicted model, not a curated record. Gene Ontology annotation, molecular function: ATP binding; protein serine/threonine kinase activity. Gene Ontology annotation, cellular component: autophagosome; cytoplasm. The transcript has 6 exons. Gene Ontology annotation, biological process: autophagy; peptidyl-serine phosphorylation; autophagosome organization.